AUGCUGCCCCUCUGCCUCGUGGCCGCGCUGCUGCUGGCCGCCUGGCCCGGGCCGAGCCUGGGAGACGAAGCCAUCCACUGCCCGGCCUGCUCCGAGGAGAAGCUGGCUCGCUGCCGCCCCCCCGUGGGCUGCGAGGAGCUGGUGCGGGAGCCUGGCUGCGGCUGCUGUGCCACUUGCGCCCUGGGCAAGGGGAUGCCCUGCGGGGUGUACACCCCCCGCUGCGGCUCCGGCCUGCGCUGCUACCCUCCCCGGGGAGUGGAGAAGCCCCUGCACACACUGAUGCACGGGCAAGGCGUGUGCAUGGAACUGGCGGAGAUCGAGGCCAUCCAGGAAAGCGUGCAGCCCACCGAGAAGGAUGAAGGUGACCACCCCAACAACAGCUUCAGCCCCUGCAGUGCCCAUGACCGCAAGUGCCUGCAGAAGCACUUCGCCAAGAUUCGAGACCGGAACACCAAUGGGGGCAAGAUGAAGGUCAUCGGGGCACCCCGGGAGGAAGUCCGGCCUGUGCCCCAGGGCGCCUGCCAGAGCGAGCUGCACCGGGCCCUGGAGCGGCUGGCCGCCUCCCAGAGCCGCACCCACGAGGACCUGUACAUCAUCCCCAUCCCCAACUGCGACCGCAACGGCAACUUCCACCCCAAGCAGUGCCACCCCGCCCUGGAUGGGCAGCGUGGCAAGUGCUGGUGUGUGGACCGGAAGACAGGAGUGAAGCUUCCGGGGGGCCUGGAGCCGAAGGAGGAGCUGGACUGCCACCAGUUGGCUGACAGCUUCAACGAGUGAGCCCUACCAGCAGGCAGGGGGCUCCCUGCCCCCUGCUCCCCCUCCCCCUGGAGGCUGCAGAGCUGACCUGGAGCCUGGAUCUGAGUCCUGGCUCUGCCUCUGGCCCAGAAGUUUUCCUCGGCAUGUGUGGUGUGUGUGUGCGUUGAUGAGCAUGGAUGUACCCUUGGGGUGAGCCGGAGCCUAGGGGUGUCCUCUUGGGGCUUAGGUAGCCUAAGAGGUCAGAGUGGCAAUGGGGAGCCCUGGUGUGUUUCCAAAUUGACCCUGGAUUCAUUCAUUCUUUUAUUCAUUCAAGUCAUCUAAAAACAUUUACUGGCUACACAUUACACGCCAGCUCUAGAUCUCAGCCCGGGGUGGGGGAGCGCUAAUUCUGACUUCCUCUGAUGUGGACAAGGUGGACACAAGUCUGUGGGAGAAGAGAAGUUCCAUGUCCAUCAUCUGAGGAGGAAGGUCGACAUGUACCUUGACGUUGUCCCUCCCUCAAUCUAGGGGUAGAGAGGAGGCCACAGGGAAGGCGUGGGGUAGCAGAUGGCUCAGUGGCCAGGAGACCAGACCUACUCCCAAAGCUAAGGGCUGCCAGGCUCCUCUCCUCUUCAUCCCCAGGCCCUCCAAGGGCAAGGACCCGCAGAGACAAGCCUGCUUUGGGGCUGGGGGAGUGCCAUCUGCUUGAUUGCCUGGCAGCGGAAUCCUUGCUGUGGAGCGUGGGAGAGGGUCCUAGGAAGGCCUGCAGACAGAGGGCUGGGGUGGUGGGGCCCCUGUCGGAGCAGUGAGGGAGGGAGGGAAGAAUGUGUAAUUGGAAUGUGUGUGCGUGAUGGAGGAAAGGACCAGCGUAAAGGGAUUGGGCGGGAGUGAGGGACUUGCCUGGGGUCCCGUUCCCUUCCAUUUGUAGUCAGAGCCACGAGAUCACCAGCAGGACUCCAUCUUGCUCACAGCCUGCGCCUCUGCCUCCUGCUCCACACCCCCUUCCCUACAGCUCCCGCACCUGUACCCUGCCCGCUGGGCAUUUUCUGGCUUGCUGGAUGGAAGGAGACUUAGGGACCUACCAGUUGGCCAUGAUGUCUUUUCUUUCUUUCUUUUUUUUUUUUUAACAAAACAAAACAAAA
Pipistrellus kuhlii (Kuhl's pipistrelle) is the source of this 1877-nucleotide messenger RNA. RefSeq names its product insulin like growth factor binding protein 4 (gene IGFBP4). The record is from RefSeq and is a predicted model, not a curated record. Gene Ontology annotation, biological process: regulation of insulin-like growth factor receptor signaling pathway. NCBI's taxonomy places the organism in Eukaryota, Metazoa, Chordata, Mammalia, Chiroptera, Vespertilionidae. The transcript has 4 exons. Gene Ontology annotation, cellular component: extracellular region. Bases 1 to 777 code for a protein of 258 amino acids. Gene Ontology annotation, molecular function: insulin-like growth factor II binding; insulin-like growth factor I binding.